AAUCUUUAUAAUUUCCUUCUUUUUGGUAGUUUUUAGUUUAAUUUGCCCUUCUCCUGUGUCAUUAAGUGCACAGUUAGGUUAUUGAUUUGAGAUCUUUCUUCCUAUUUAAAAUAGUUAUUUGCAGCUAUAAAUUACUCUACAAGCACUGCUUUUGGUUCUUCCUAAAUGUUUUGGUACAUGUGUUUGCUGCUUCCCAUAAGUUUUGGUAUAUUGUAUUUGUUUCAAAGUAUCUUCUAAUUCCCUCAUGAGUUCUUAUGGAUCAUUUAAGAAUAUUGCUUAAUUUCCACAUUUGUCAGUUUUUCAGUUUUCCUUCUGUUACUGAUUUCUGGUUUCAUUUAGAUGUGUAUAUGCUUAUAAUUGUUAUAUUUUCUUGAUAGUAGCUUUGAAAAUCAGAUUCUCCCCCUCCUCAGGAAUUGCUCUUGUUACUUGUUGAGGCUACAGUGGUGUGUUUGUGUAGUGAUUUUUCCAAAUUAUUAUGCAUGGUCUAUGUUCCUUAUUGGGUGUAAUCACUGAAGUUUCUUUUCUGCUCUGUAUGCAGUCUACCUGUGACCUAAUAGAGAUUUUCUGAAAUAUUUGGAUCUGAUCUGGGUAUGCACAUUGGAUGGAGAGGUGUUCUUAAAUUUUAUGAUACACAUCACCAGAAGCUACUGCAGCCUGCAGGGGCCAAAUCAAAGCUGUGUAGGUCCACCAGACUCGUGAAAAUGCACAACCUCCAAUUUUUGGAGGGCAAGGUUCUUACUCCUUACUGUCUACCCUGGCAUCAGCCAGCUGCUCUAGGAAUAUGGGCCACCUUCCAGCAGGCUGUGGCAGGGCUAAGGAACCAGGGAUUUGUGUAUCCUGCACCCUUCUGAGAUUCAGCAGUCUCUUCUUUCCCGCUCUCGUGCUAAGAGUGUCUGACAAGCUUCCAGAGUUCUGAAAUAGUGAUUCUGAUCAUUCUCCCAGCUUCCUGGUUGUGUUGGUGGAGAGACCAACCGUGGAGCUUCCUGCUCUACCAUUUUCUGUAAUCUCACUUACGGCAUUUAUUCUUGUAGAGCUGUUUUUAUACGUCUUAUUCUCAGUCAUUUCGAAUUCUACUACAGAUACUUGAACUUUAUGAAAAAAACGAUGGGUUAUUCAAUAAAUGAUGUUGGAAAAAUAGGCUAGCCAUUUUGGAGGGAAAAGGGCUGAGUCCCAACCUUACUCUUUAUGCCAAAAUAAAGUCCAUGUAUUAAAGGUUUAAAUGUUUAUUUUUUUAAAUGGUAUCAGGAUAAAAACCUAAAUAAUUAUUUUUAUUUUUAAAAAUAAUUUUGGAGUUGAGAAUGCCCUUCUAUGUCUCACACAAAACCCUGGGGCCAUAAAGCACAGAAUGGUAUUUUCAUAUAAAUUUCAUUGUGGCAAAAAAAUUCUAUAAAGUAAGCUAACUGAAAAAUAUUGCAACAUAGGAUAAAAAUAAUUAUCUGAAUUUGUAAAAAACCCCGCUAAUAAGAUGGAUUGCCCGAUUUGUUUGAGCCAAGGAUAUGACUAAUUUAUAGAAAGAAAACCAGAAAUGACCAGUAAACAUGAGUACAGAGUAUUAGCCUCAUUCAUAAUUAAGGGCAUGCAGAUCAAAACAGCAGUGAAUCGUGUCACUUAGGAGAUUUGCACACUUUUUUUUCCUUGUUUAAUGACAUUCAGUCUUCAUAAGGGUGUGGGAAGUAAACAUUGUCAUUUAUUGUUGGUCAGAGUUUGACUUAGGGCAAGCUUUCUGGCAAGUGGUUUGGUAAUAUAUAUCAGAAAGUCAAAUGUACAGCCCCUUAACCCAACAAUUACAAUGCCACUGGUAGAAAUUGCCCUAUAGAUAUUUCCAAAGGUAUGCCAAGAUAAUUAUAUACAGAUAUCCAUCGCAGCAUUGCUUAUAAUUUCAAAAUCCCAGCCAACUGAAAUUCUAUAAGAAGAGAAUUGCUUAAAUUAUGAUACAUCCAUAUAAUAGGAAGCUAUGUGGCCAUUAAACAGAAUGAGUUAGCUCUUUGUGUACUAAUGUGGGAAGAUCUCCAAGAUAUAUUAAGUGACAAAAGCUAAGUGUAGAAUAAAAUGUAGGUAAUGAAUCCAUUUGAGUAGGGAUUUUUAAAGGAUAUAUAUGAUUUAUUCUGAUAUAUGCACAGAGAAGUUUCUAGAAAUAUAUACAGGAGUUUAAUGGUGAUUUCUUAUGAGGGUGACUAGGAAUAAAUGAUGAAGAGAUUUUUUUUUACACCUUUAUAUAGUUUUUUUUACAUGCGCAUGUAUUGUCCUCCUCCCCACCCCACCCCCUUUUUCAGAUAGCUAAGAACAAGAUUCUACAGUGGUGAGAUGUAGCGGAGAAUCUGUUCACCCAGAUGUAGUUGUUAGAAUAUACAUGCUUCUAGUCUAUUCAUUUAUAUAGUCAGCUUUUCCUUUUGAAACUACAAAUACCUAAAUAGUUUAUUUCAUGGUCUAUUCUUGUUUUAAAUUACUCUGAAAUGUUUUAAGAUGUAUAAAAUCCUAAAUUAACCCUAAUUAACCCUAAAUUAAUUAAUGAGUUAACACAUUAAUGUCUUCAUUCUGAAGACAUUGUCUUACCCUUUAAAAUUAUUAAUGACUAAUUUGUCAUUUUGGCAUCUUAGAGGAGGCACAGUGAUGUGGUAGGAAAAAUAGCAUAGACUUUGGAGUCAUACAGACCUGGAUUCACAUCUCAACUUAAUAAAAACUAGCUUUUAACCUUGGGAAUAUUACUUAAAAUAGCUAAACUAAGAAUAUCAAGCCCUACAUUUGCAGAGUAAUUAUAAAGAUUAAGUGAAAAAAGGUGUACAGUCCAUGGAGAUAAUAAUUACUGAAGAAAUGUUCAUUUCUUCUCAUCAUCUCACCCCGUCCCUCAAAGCACUGAAUAAGAUUUGUGAUGAAAUGGAGCCUGGAACAAACUCUUUUCGAGUAGAAUUUCCUGAUUUUUCCAGCACCAUUCUACAGAAACUGAACCAGCAGCGCCAGCAAGGGCAAUUAUGUGAUGUCUCCAUUGUUGUCCAAGGCCACAUUUUCCGGGCACACAAAGCUGUCCUUGCUGCAAGUUCACCCUACUUUUGUGACCAGGUACUCCUGAAAAAUAGCAGAAGAAUUAUUUUGCCUGAUGUGAUGAACCCAAGAGUGUUUGAGAACAUUCUCCUAUCUAGUUAUACUGGACGUCUAGUAAUGCCUGCUCCAGAAAUUGUUAGUUACUUGACAGCAGCAAGCUUUCUCCAGAUGUGGCAUGUGGUAGACAAAUGCACUGAGGUUUUAGAAGGAAACCCUACUGUCCUUUGUCAGAAGCUUAAUCAUGGCAGUGACCACCAGUCUCCAAGUAGCAGUAAUUAUAAUGGCCUGGUGGAGAGCUUUGAGCUGGGCUCUGGGGGUCAUACUGAUUUCCCCAAAGCCCAAGAACUGAGGGAUGGUGAGAAUGAAGAGGAGAGCAUCAAAGAUGAGCUGUCAUCUCAGCUCACCGAGCACGAGUACCUGCCCAGCAACUCGUCCACAGAGCAUGACCGGCUGAGCACUGAAAUGGCUAGCCAGGAUGGGGAGGAGGGGGCCAGCGACAGCGCCGAGUUCCACUACACCCGGCCCAUGUACAGCAAGCCCAGCAUAAUGGCUCACAAACGCUGGAUCCAUGUGAAGCCUGAGCGCCUGGAACAGGCUUGUGAGGGCAUGGAUGUGCACGCAGCCUACGACGAGCACCAGGUCACUGAGUCCAUCAAUACUCUGCAGACAGAGCAUUCGAUCCAGCCUUCAGGAGUGGAGGAGGACUUUCACAUUGGGGAAAAAAAAGUAGAAGCAGAGUUUGACGAACAGGCUGAUGAAAGCAAUUAUGAUGAGCAGGUGGAUUUCUAUGGCUCUUCUAUGGAAGAGUUUUCUGGGGAGAGGUCAGAUGGGAAUCUCAUUGGGCACAGACAAGAGGCUGCCCUAGCAGCAGGCUACAGCGAGAAUAUUGAAAUGGUCACAGGAAUUAAAGAAGAAGCUUCCCACUUAGGAUUCUCAGCCACCGACAAGCUGUAUCCUUGUCAGUGUGGGAAAAGUUUCACUCACAAGAGUCAGAGAGAUCGACACAUGAGUAUGCACCUCGGUCUCCGGCCUUACGGCUGUGGUGUCUGUGGUAAGAAAUUCAAGAUGAAGCACCAUCUUGUGGGCCACAUGAAAAUUCACACGGGCAUAAAGCCGUACGAGUGCAAUAUCUGUGCAAAGAGGUUUAUGUGGAGGGACAGUUUCCACCGGCAUGUGACUUCUUGUACCAAGUCCUACGAAGCUGCAAAGGCUGAGCAGAAUACAACUGAGGCUAACUAAAAAUAGGAUCUGGCCCUUGAGUGGCAUGCACAAAAAUAAACUAUGGUAAUUAAUGCAAAUCUGGGCACAGAUGAUGCGAGCUACUUGCUAUUAUGAGAGAAGCUUAAAAAAAAGGAAGAUAUUUCUGAAAGACCAGCUCUAAGUAGGCCAAUUAAAAAAUCUAAUUCCUCAAAUUUGUAUGUUCCAGUCCUGGCCUGGAAUGGGUAAUGGGGGCAAGUUAACCCACUGCCCAGCUGGCAAGGUAAAUCUUCAGGCCAGUCGUGAUUGAAGCAGGUGGACUUAGACACCUGCACUUGGAACUGGACUCCAGCCUACCAGUUCCAUUUCACGUGGCAGCAGUUCUUGAUCACUCCUUAUUAAGGUCAUGCUGAAAUGUUUUUGCUCUUACUAUAGAUUCUUAGGUAAUGUGGAUUUGUUCUGGUAGCUGCUUCACUGAAUGAAAUACUCCUUAUGUAAAAGCUAUAAACAAUGUGAUUCCUAGGAUGAGCAAUUGAUUAACAGAGCUCUCUUGUCUGGUUUUAUUCUUCCUAAAGGGUAUUUUAAGUAAAACUAUGGAGAUGCUAGAGGGUGACAUUCUAAGUAUGAAACAAAUAACUUAUGGUACUAGCUUCAAUUUCUGUAAGAUGCCACUAUUGUCACAAGGUGUUUCAAACUCUUGGUAAGGGAAAAUUUUGUAUUUUGGUACUAAUGUUGAGUUUGAACAGUUGUAUCUAAUUGUAAUUCUCUACGGUGCCAGAGAUAGGUAUUUCUAAUUGGUUUGCAGUCCCAAAUCCUGUCCGUUAAAUUGUAGCACCCACGCAGUGGGAUCUACUCUGCAAAUGGUAGGCAUCUGGCCUGCUGGGACUCUGACCUCAAUACCGUCGACUGCUGUUGCCGUUACUCUGUCUUAGAUCAUGGUGCUUCCCAAAGAGGGCAGUCAGUGACCACAGUUAGUGGGAAGAAGCCAAAAGCCGUGGCUGGGAGUUACCCAUGAACUUUAGGAGUUAAUGGAGUGCUGCCGUGACACUCCAAUGAACAGAGUGAGCGUUGUGGAGAAGCAGAAUUUUAGGAGUGGCAGGUUAUACUUGAGAGAGGAAAAACUGCCCAAGAAAAGCGUCUUGAGAAUACACUGAUGGGGGAAAUACUCUUUAGAAAGGUACAGAGCUAAUCCUGCCAGCUCUUUAUGAGUGCUGGAAUGUGUUUUUAAAAGGAGAAAGAAGGAGUCCUAAUUUUAGCAAAGUAGUCUACAGAUUUAUGCUCCCAAAUCGUAGAUAAAGCUGCUUGACUUUACAAGUCCACAUAGCUAUACCUACCAAAAAAACAAAAAAAGCAGCUAUCCUUAGACCUUUUCUGCUAUCAGUCAGAUUUUUUAGGCAAAAAAGAAAGCAUAUAUUCAGAAUGCUUUUAAGCUGUGUAAUAUACCUGAAGUUAUCAUCAGGGUAGGACAGGGUGCUACUACUAUGUCAUCUUUUCCUUAAACUUACUGGUCUGUUACUUCUAACUAGAAACUUUUUUUCCUUAAAAUAAAAAUAAUUUUUCUUGGAUUUGGGGUGAAAUUUUGUUUUAAAAGUUUAGCUUUGCUCUAAUGUGAUAGACAUUGCUGGCAACAGCCUCUGAUUCUCAAGCUCCUAACACCAAGGUGUUUACUUAUUGAAUAUUGUCUGGAAAGGUUAUUUACCAGUUAACUCUUGUAAUCAAGAUUACAAAACAGGGAUUUAUUCAGUAACACUGUAUCAUUCUCGAUAUAUAAAAAGCACUUUGUAUUUAAAACUUUAUUAUAAAUAUAUAUAUUGUUUUUUUUGACCUAGAAACUAGAUAUUACCUCUUGGUUGUUUGCCACAUUAAUAUCGUCUUCUCUUAGUUUUGAAACUUCACCAGUUGACAGUCCUGUCUCUGUACCUGACAGAAGUACAUAGAGGUGACUGUACAAGCUCAGUUGCUCCUUCUCUCUUUCUCAUGUGAGAGGCAAUGGGUUUUAGGAAUGCUCCUAGCCAUUAUGUGUGAGGAGAAAUUGUUUUAUGCCUCCUACUGAUUUCAGUACUAAGGCAGAGAAGCCAUUUUGUUCUGCCGAAAGCUGAUCACCUUCUCCCCUGGUAUUAGCAAAGCAUUUUCUACCUGUUGGGAGGUUUGAUGUGCAGUUUCCCAUUAAUGAUUAUACUUGUAUGAGCCUUGGGACAUUUGGAGAGAAGAGUCUGAGAGGUAAAAUAAAGCUAUUUUGGGAAAAUCAUGGUCCUUCAUUUAUGCUGAAAUCAGCAUAGCGCCCUUGUCAUGAGUCAUGAUCCAGAACUUUUGUUCAGCCAGGAGGGAUGGCCAGCCCUUGGGUGGUAGUUUUGGAAGCAUUCAGUGGUGCGGGGACUUAUUUAAGUGUGCUGUGGAGAGAAGAGUAUGUUUUGUUGAACUCCUUAUAUGUACAUCAGCUACUAAAAGUAGAACUUCAAUAAGUUUCUCACAUCUGCUGUUGUAAGUUUUUUGUGACAGUUGGGGUUUUAGUAAAAAUCGGGGUUGUUCAUUGGUUAGCCAGACCUGUGAGAUGGCUGGGUGUCUGAAAUGCUGGCCAUGUUCAGAGAGAGGCAGGAGAAGGGGAUUGCUUUGGUUUGGAUAUUGAAAGUGAAUUUUUAUAAACUCUGUUUGUUUGUUACCUUUUUUCCUCUCCAUCCUGGGUUGGAGUGAGAGUCUCUCCCCUCACACUCAGGACAUCUUUAGAAAAUCUUUAUCCUUCCUAGUGAGUUUGGACAGUUGUGGGUAACAUUUUCUAAACAGUCUUUCAGGGAUCAUGUCAAUGGCCUACAACCAAGGUGUUUGUCCCCUGCUUUGAAUCUUAACUGUGGUUUUUCUCCAAUCCCAGUGGGAAAGGGCUUCAAGGCACCACCAAUGGUAUUUAAUGUUCGCGCUUAUACCAUGCCUUUCAUUUUAGAUAAUCCCCCGAGUGAAGUAGGUGUCAGUGUCUGGCUAAGGGAGGACUUCCCCUCCACUGCCGUGGUGGCCCUCAGGCGCUCCUCGGCCCCAGUCUGUUGUUUCUAGGUCUCACCUUCCUCUCUGUCCCUUUUGGCCAUUACUUUAAAAGAGUCUGUCCAAAAGGGUCCCCUGGGUUGUAGUGGGUGUUUGGUGAACUGAACUGACCCUAGGCUGGCUUCCAGCUGUUUGGGAAAGCUGCUUGGCCCCAGCGGCCACCAGCGGAGGCACCACACCCCUAGCUGCUGUGGAGGUGAGGCUGAGGCCCAGGCUGCAGAGCUGCGCUCUCCCUUGGGAAGGGGCCCUGGGUGGCUUGGGGAGGGGCCAACCCCACUGAUUCUGAGAUCUAGGUUGCUUUCAUGGGUGGCUAACUUCGUUCAUUGAAACCAGGGUUUGUUGGGGUUUUCUUCUUUGCUACUUACAUAUUUGAAGGUACAAGUUUCUUAUUUCAAAUCUCUACUGAUAGUGCCCUAUGGGAAGAUGCUGGAACACAUUUUGCAAAUGUGACCUUUUUUAGAAGAAUUUUCUGCUUGAAGCCUGUGUCAUGUUAGUUGCUGCUGCCUUCUUUCCUUUUAUGAGGUUCCCAAUGUUUCUUCCAGAAAAGUACUUUAUUUAUGCAAGUCAGGUGACUCUUAGGCCACAAAACCAUUUGAUGAUAAACAGAUUAUCAUUAGGUGCAUAUCUUAUUGAUAUUUUGUGAAAUGUUAUGCCUGUGUUGCAAAAGUUGAAUAGUUUUGUCUUUAUAUAUUGCUGUCUUCAGUGUACAGCAUGGUUUUACUUAAUUGAAUGUUACUGUUUAAUAUUUUCUUCUUAUAGAAGAGACCAUGCCCUUUUGUAUGACAUGUUUUAAUAAAUGUUAUCUGUCAACUUUGUAAAA
This is a messenger RNA of Microcebus murinus (gray mouse lemur), 8086 nucleotides long. It is a transcript of the gene ZBTB43, whose product is annotated as zinc finger and BTB domain containing 43. Gene Ontology annotation, biological process: regulation of transcription by RNA polymerase II. Lineage: Eukaryota; Metazoa; Chordata; Mammalia; Primates; Cheirogaleidae. The record is from RefSeq and is a predicted model, not a curated record. Gene Ontology annotation, molecular function: RNA polymerase II cis-regulatory region sequence-specific DNA binding; DNA-binding transcription factor activity, RNA polymerase II-specific; protein binding.